AUGUCUGGUCCAUAUAUUUACGUUAGGUCAAGCAAGCAAAAGCAUUUGAAGAGAACAAAAAAUGAAGACAGAAUCAGCAAACUUCCGGAAUCACUCAUAAGUUGCAUACUCUCUUUUCUGCCAACCAAAGACGCAGUUGGAACAAGUGUGUUAUCCAAGACAUGGGUAUAUCGCUGGACAUCCAUCACCAAGUUGGACAUAGAUGAUACUUUCUACUCUCCUAAGAAGAAGAACCGAGGAAAACAGAACUUCAUCAACUUUUUGUAUAGGACACUUCUUCUUACAAAACCAUCUAGUUUCUCACUUGUUCUUGUCCACAACCAUGAUGUGACCCUUUUCAAUAUUUGGAUAUCGAAUAUCUUGAUCCAGAGGGUUAAAAAUCUUCGUAUUGUCACACGUUUUGACAUGUCCUUUUCAGCUCAGGCAUCUCAUUUUCUUUUCGAAUCCUUUUGUUUGGAAGAAUUGGUGCUGAAUAUGGUUUCUUGUGCCAUUAGAGUUACUAAAACCUACGUUUAUUUUGGACAACUAAAACUCCUGAAAUUGUCUGGGGUUUUAUUUAUUUAUGACUCUGUCUCAGAUUUCAAUCUUUGUUUACCAGUUCUAAAAGUGUUUGAAACAACGAAUUGCGCUUGGUUAAAAGCAAAACGCGUCACUCUGAAAGUGCCUCUACUUGAAAGCGUUAUCAUAGUGCAAGACGCCAAGUCCGGGUCUUAUGCGACGAAUAACUGUGCGAUAGAGUUUUCUGCUUCUCAUCUGAAAGACUUUACUUAUCGUGGCUAUGAUUACAUAUCACAUUUUUUCAAGCUGCAGGAUCCCUCAUCGGCUCAUAAUGCUUCUCUCACUUUAACGGUGAGCCCGUGUGAGAAGAACAAAGAUACGAUGAUAGAGUCCCGUGUCGUUGUGCUUCUCAGACAAUUUAGGAAAAUGAAAUGUCUCAAAUUCGAUGGUUUGCAGGAGCUGGGGCAAAGAAGUGUUGCUAAUCUACCUUUAUUUGGAAUGUUGAGCCAUUUGGAUCUAGGCUCUGUCACUGGUGAUGUCUUGUUAGGCUUACUUCUCAAGUCACCGAUUCUCAGGACUCUUGUUUUCGAGGGAAUAUCUAAAUUCGACCAGGAGUUUUUGAACUCUGCUGCUGUGCCGGAAUGUUUGACAUCUACUCUCCAGGUUGUGAAAUUUGGUUCACUGUAUGGAUUUGAGGAUGAACUAUGUUUAGCAAAAUUUGUGAUGGAAAAUGGUUUAAUGCUGGAGAGGAUGAGCUUCUCCAUUGGUUAUUGGCAGAGGAAAUCGAAGGUGAUAGAGGAAUUUAAACAGAAGCUGUUCUCAUAUAAGAAAGCUUUCUCUUGUGCUAUUAUUGAAUUUUCACACGAUUGGGACGUAUUUGAAUAG
Molecule: messenger RNA, 1383 nt
Organism: Vigna unguiculata (cowpea)
Lineage: Eukaryota; Viridiplantae; Streptophyta; Magnoliopsida; Fabales; Fabaceae
Product: F-box/FBD/LRR-repeat protein At3g14710-like
Molecular function (GO): protein binding
Source: RefSeq, a predicted model, not a curated record